GACUCACCAUUGCCCAUUAAGGCGGUGCCUCGGUGGAAGGAGUGAGGCAGGAGGAGCUUUCCCUUUCAGUGGCCGGGAGAGAGGGCAUCGCAGAGGCAAUCAUGGUUCUGUUCCCUUCCGCUUGCUUCUGCCUGUUUCUCCUCUUGGGGGCUUGCUCCGGGUGGCAGCAUCCCAUCUGUGAGUUCUCGGACAACUUGAGGUUUCUAUGCAAGGAGAGCCAGGUGACCCAGGUGCCGCAGGACAUCCCCAGGAACGCCACGGAACUGACAUUUUUCCUCACCAAAAUAAGAAUCAUACCGAAAGGAGCUUUCUUGGGACUCAAUGAAGUUGAAAAAAUAGAAAUCUCUCAGAAUGAUGCCUUGGAAAUUAUAGAAUCAAACGUGUUCUCCAACCUUCCAAAGCUCUAUGAAAUAAGAAUUGAGAAAGCAAACCAUCUGGUGUAUAUUGAUAGAUAUGCCUUCCAGAAUCUUCCCAAUCUCAGAUAUUUGUUGCUAUCAAACACUGCAAUCAUGUAUCUACCCGUCAUUAAUCAGAUACAUUCUUCCAUGAAGUUUGUGCUUGACGUCCAAGACAACAUAAAUAUACACAAAAUUGAAAGAAAUUCUUUCCUGGGGCUCAGUUCUGAACGUCUUGAUAUAAGGCUGUAUAAAAAUGGACUCAGCGAAAUUGAAGACCAUGCCUUCAAUGGGACCAUCUUGUCCUCACUAAAUCUGCGUGGUAAUGACAAGCUGGAAAAAUUACCUAAUGAAGUUUUCCAGGGAGCCGAUGGACCAGCCGUUUUGGAUAUUUCAGAGACCAAGAUCAGCCAGCUGCCCAUCGUUGGACUGGAGAACAUUAACAAGUUGAUAGCAAGAUCUGCCUACAACUUAAAGAAACUACCUCCUUUGGACAAUUUCCGCUCCUUGAUUGAGGCAAACCUCACCUACCCAAGCCACUGCUGUGCAUUUGCAAACUGGACAAAACAAAAUUCUUUUUUCCACCCCAUAUGCAAUAAGUCAUCUCUCCUGCUAGAUCCCGACACGAAAGAUUUUGACCUGGACGACCACGAUUACUACCAAACCCUGUGCAAGGAAGAGGUUCAAGUCAUUUGCUUCCCUGAGCCAGACGCCUUCAACCCCUGCGAAGACAUCAUGGGCUACAAUGUCCUCCGGGUUCUCAUAUGGUUCAUCAGCAUCCUCGCCAUCACGGGGAACCUGGUUGUGUUCCUGAUCAUAGUCAACAGCCAGUCCAAGCUCACUGUCCCUCGGUUCCUCAUGUGCAACCUUGCAUUUGCAGACCUGUGCACCGGCAUAUAUCUGUUGCUGAUCGCUGUCAAAGACAUACAGACCAAAAGCCAGUAUUACAACUAUGCCAUCGACUGGCAAACGGGUGCCGGUUGCAACGCAGCCGGCUUCUUCACCGUCUUUGCCAGUGAACUUUCCGUCUACACCCUGACCUUCAUUACGUUGGAGCGCUGGCACACCAUAACCUAUGCCAUGGAGCUGGAACGCAAAGUCCGCUUCCGACACGCUGUGGCCGUCAUGCUUGUCGGGUGGGCUUUUGCCUUCACUGUGGCCAUCCUCCCCAUUCUCCAAGUCAGCAGCUUUAUGAAAGUUAGCAUCUGCCUACCCAUGGAUAUAGAAACUCAUCUUGCCCAGGCAUAUAUCAUGUUUCUGCUGGUACUGAACAUCCUGGCCUUUUUCAUCAUCUGCACUUGCUACAUCAGCAUCUACAUCACCGUGAGGAACCCCAACAUCAUCUCGUCCAACAGCGACACCAAAAUUGCCAAGCGCAUGGCGGUCCUGAUCUUCACGGACUUCCUCUGCAUGGCGCCCAUCUCCUUUUUCGCCAUAUCGGCAUCGCUCAAGGUCCCUCUCAUCACCGUGUCCAACUCGAAGAUCCUCCUGGUUUUGUUCUACCCCAUCAACUCGUGCGCCAACCCGUUCCUGUACGCCAUCUUCACCAAGAAUUUCCGCAAGGAUUUUUUCAUUUUGCUGAGCAAAUUUGGCCUUUGCGAAAUGCACGCUCAGAUUUACCGAACGGAAACCUCCUCCACUGUUCCUACCUCUCAUAUGAAAAACGGGCACUGUACACCUGCUCCCAAAGCCAGUGAGGGACCUGCUUAUGCAUUAGUCCCCCUGAAUCAUGUGAACUCAGAACACACGGGGGUAGGACCCGAACCAACGGCUUCAAGUUCCAAGAAAGGAGAUUCUGACUAA
Messenger RNA from Lacerta agilis (Sand lizard), 2198 nucleotides. It is a transcript of the gene FSHR, whose product is annotated as follicle stimulating hormone receptor. Gene Ontology annotation, cellular component: membrane. NCBI's taxonomy places the organism in Eukaryota, Metazoa, Chordata, Lepidosauria, Squamata, Lacertidae. Gene Ontology annotation, molecular function: G protein-coupled receptor activity; follicle-stimulating hormone receptor activity. The record is from RefSeq and is a predicted model, not a curated record. Gene Ontology annotation, biological process: male gonad development; follicle-stimulating hormone signaling pathway. Bases 102 to 2198 code for a protein of 698 amino acids. The transcript is spliced from 10 exons.